Vidua chalybeata is the source of this 2427-nucleotide messenger RNA. RefSeq names its product perilipin-3-like. The transcript is spliced from 7 exons. Gene Ontology annotation, cellular component: lipid droplet; cytosol. The record is from RefSeq and is a predicted model, not a curated record. Gene Ontology annotation, biological process: lipid storage; positive regulation of triglyceride storage. NCBI's taxonomy places the organism in Eukaryota, Metazoa, Chordata, Aves, Passeriformes, Viduidae. The coding region runs from base 172 to 1983 and encodes 603 amino acids.
CAAGCCACGCCCCCUGCCACGCCCAUCCCUCCUCAUUGGUGGAUAUCCGGCCCCGCCCCUUCGCUGAUUGGCUCCCGCCGCUCCCCGCGGGUCCGGGCUGGGCGGGGCCCGGUGUCGCGAUCUCGCCCGGGGGUCGCGACAGAACCCCACCCCCACCCCCCCGCCGCCGCCAUGUCGGCCGAAAACGCAGCGGUGCCGGCCGGGACCGGGCCGGAGACGAAGAGCGUGGUGAGCCGCGUGGCCAACCUGACCCUGGUGAGCUGUGCCUGCGGGGCCGUGGCCUCGGCGUACGGCCGCACCAAGGAGAGCCACCCCUGCGUGCGCUCCGUCUGCGGUGUUGCCGAGAAGGGCGUGAAGACGCUGACAGCGGCAGCAGCGAGCGGGGCCCAGCCCCUCCUCACCCGGCUGGAGCCCCAGAUUUCCACCGCCAACAAAUUGGCCUGCAAAGGGCUGGACAAGCUGGAGGAGAAGCUGCCCAUCCUGCAGCAGCCCCCCGAGAGGGUGGUGGCCGGGACCAGGGAGCUGGUGUCGUGCACGGUGAGCGGGGUGGUGGCGAGGACGCGCUCGGCGCUCGGGGCCGUGGUGGGCACCCGCGUGGGGCAGCUGCUGGCCACGGGCGUGGACGCCGUGCUGGGCAAAUCAGAGGAGCUGCUGGAUCGGUACCUCCCCGGGACAGGCGAGGAGCUGGGUGAGUGCCCACCAUCUCCCAAAUCUCGGGGUGCCAAGCCCGCCCGGGACCCUCACCCUGUUGCUCAGUCUUGGCAUUGGCUAUACAUGGUGGCCCCACAAUGGUGCCAGAGCACUGAGGCCACUGUGACCCCACGCAGGGGACAGUCCCCGUCUGAAGGACAUGGGAUGGCACUGGGUGAACUCUCACCUGGAAACCCAAAAGCAAAUAUAGUCCUGUGUGCCCGCCUGGGUAUUUAUAGCUUGGCACUGGGUGACACGAGGCAGAGCUGGCCCCGUGUCACAGCUCAGGUGACCGCAGAGGCCACCUGGCUUAAGGUGGCAUCUCCACACGACCUGGUGGCCAAGCAUCCUGUGGGUGCUCACGCUGGGCUCCAGUGCCCAGCGCAGGAUGGCCCAGCCACGCUGCCCUCACCCCGCUCCCACAGCGGCGACAACAGGCACAGAAGUGGCCACAGGCACAGAGGUGACCACGGGCACGGAGGUGACCACGGGCACAGAGGUGACCAAGGGCACGGAGGUGACCACGGGCACAGAGGUGACCAAGGGCACGGAGGUGACCGGGGGCACAGAGGUGGCCCCGCAGGAGCGGCAGAGGCGGUGGCAGAGCUACUUUGUCCGCGUGGGCUCCCUGUCAGCCCGGCUGCCACACCGGGCCCUGCGGCGCUCGCUGGGGGACCUGCAGCGGGCACGGCUCCGUGCCCAGCGGCUCCUGGCCCAGCUCCACCAUGUCAUCCGGCUGAUCGAGGAGGGGCAGCAGGGCACGGACGGGCCCUGGCACAGCACCCGGGAGCACCUGCACCACCUGUGGCUGGAGUGGAGCCAGCAGGAUGCGGUGCCCAUGGAGGACAACGAGGUGGAGGCUCGGACUCUGGCCAUGCUCCACGGGCUCCUGCACCAGCUCCACGCCGCCUGCUCCCACCUGGCCACCGGUGCCCGGGCGUUCCCCAGCAGCGUGCAGGAGACGGCGGGACACGUCUGGCACGGCGUGGAGGGCGUCCAGGCUUCCCUGGCCAGCGCCCACUCCUUCCAGGACCUGUCGGGCCUGGUGCUGGCACAGAGCCGGGACGCCGUGACGCGGGCACAGCUGAGCCUCGAGGGGCUGCUGGAGCACGUGGGGCAGCACACGCCCCUGCCCUGGCUCGUGGGACCUUUCGCCCCCGCGCUCGUGGAGUAUCCGGAGGAUGUCCCGGUGGAUAUGUCCAAGUGGGAGGGCUGUGUCACCGUGGGGGGGACGCACCAGGUGCCCGCUGCCCCCCAGGUCUGCAGCCAGCACUGAGUCACUGGUGCCACUGAGCUGGGGGAGCACCCACCCAGAGCUACGAACCCCAAUCCCGCCGGGAAUGAGGGCACGAUGGACGUGGUGACCCGGCGUGGGACCCCAGUGUCACGGCCGGGGACUCCUGUGGGGAUGGUGGCACGUGGAGGACACUGUGUGAGUCUGUCUGGGAUCCAGGGCUGCCCUAAGUCCCAGGAAUACUGGAAUUUCAUGUCUUAACAGCUUCAAACCAGUUUAAAGAGGAAGAAAACAACUUUUUUGGCCUUAAAAUGACUCAGAGCCUGCAGUGCUGUGGCAGAGCCACCGGCUCACCGCGGGGCUCUGCACGGGCGGCAGAGCCGGGGGCACCCCCGAGGGGGGGCUCAAUAAAGGGGUGCCAGUGGCACACAGUGGGACGGGAUUCCAUGGGGUACUGGGAGAAAGGGUGCCACAAGGUGCCAGGACACCUGGACUGUGACCCC